Molecule: messenger RNA, 3015 nt
Organism: Paramecium pentaurelia
Lineage: Eukaryota; Ciliophora; Oligohymenophorea; Peniculida; Parameciidae
Source: the annotation of a GenBank genome assembly
AUGAAUAAUAAUUCAUUAAUCUAAGUCCAAGUCUAAGAUUAUGUCGAGUCUUAAUAAAGUAAAUCAAACAGAAAACUAAUAUCAAAGAAAAUCUAACCUUACAUGAAGUCUUAUGGUUUGAAGCCAGAGUUCUUUGAAGUGAAAGGUAAGUAAAUUUUAUUCAAAACUAAUAACUCUACCAACCUUAGUAACCUAAAUAAAACAAUGUUUUCUUCUAUAUCAACUAUGAAGUUAUUGCCUUAAAGAAAACCUAAUCCUAAAAAGAUUGAAACUGUAAGAAGAGCAGUUGUCUCCUUAUCAGAUUUCUAGAUUUUACCUCUAACAACCAAAUAUUCCAACUUAUUCUAAGAAAUCUAAAACAGAGAUGUGUCUUAAGUUUAAAGUGAUUAUCCGAAAAAAGCAUCUGUAACAUAAAGAUCGAGUAAUGAUGAAUUUAAAGAAAAAAAUAAACAUGAGAGACUAAAUUUUUGUAAAUAAAGUAUUUAAGAACUUGAAAAGUAUGAUAUAAAUUUUAAUUAGGAUUAAAUAAGUAAAGAUAGAAGAAAUAUAAAAUUUAUAGAAGAGAAUUGAAUCAGUAAAAAUGAUAGAAAAGAAUAAUAAUUCUUAAGUAGUAAUAAAAACUAAUAGAAAUCUAAAUAAAAAAUAUAUUAGGUAUAAAGCAGCAACAAUUAUUCAAGCAUAAGUUAAAAGAUGGAUAGCAUAAAAAAGAUUUAAAGAAUGGAAAAAUAAAAAAUUAGAAAAAUUGAAAAAGAUUAUUACAAUUUAAAAAUGGUGGUAAAAAUAAUUAAAACUUAUAAAAAAUAAGGAUAAAUUUUAAAUAGGACACAAUGAUAACAAAAUAAAGUAUAUAGAUGAUCAUGGAUUUAUAAUUAUAUCUAACUAUUCUUAUUAAUUAAAAAGAAUUAGAAUAUUAUUAAUAGAGAGAAAAGGAAAGCAUAAAUAGGAUUUUAGAUUUUAUUUAAAUAUUAAUAAUUGUUAAUCAAUAUUAAAUGAAGAAAUUACUAAGGAUUCUUAUGAAUUCAAUAUUUUAAUAGAUUUGAUUACUAAUUAAAUAAUCAAUAUUAUACAUAUUAAAAACAAUUAAAUUAAGCUUGAUUUAGAUUAAGAAAAUAUUAUAUAUAUUGAAAGAUUACUUUUAUAAAUUUCAAUUUCAAUUUCAUAGAUUUUAAGUAAUAAAUAUUAAGUAGUUAUAUUUAAAUAAGAAGCUUUUUAAAUUGAAAAUUAAGAUUAAUAAUAGAUUUAAUCAAAUAAAAAAUUGGAUAAUAAUGAAUCAAUAGAAAAUAAUAAUGAUUAAAAUAAUUUAUAAGUAGUAGUCGAUGAAAUAUCAAAAACAUCAUUGAUCAAGUAACAUUCAAAUGAACUUUAAGAAUAACCAUCAUUAUCAGAACAUAAUAGUGAAAACUAAAAUGAGUAAAUCAAGAAAGACUAAAGUAUCUAAAAUAUUGAAUUAGAAAUAGAAAUUAUAUAAAUUUAAUAAAUACAUACAGAUUCUCAUCCUAAUAAUAAUGAAUAAAAUAAUAUUAAUCAAGAUAUUGUAGAUAUAUAAGAUAGUGUAGUUGAGGAAUAGAAAUAAAUUGAUUAAGAUAAUUUUAUUGAGAAUAAGGAAGAGUAAUAAUAUGAAAAUGAUUAAUCUUAAACAUAAUAGAAUUCAAUUAUUAAAGUUAACAAUGAGCAAGAUUAAAAAUAAGACAUUCAAUAAUAAGAUGAAUCUCAAAUUAAUAAUUAAUAAGUAUAGAUGGAGUUAAUCUAUUUGGAAGAUAAGGACAAAGAAAUUUAAUAAUUAAAUAAUUAAGAAUCUGUUGUAUCAGAUAAACAUUAAGAUGAAGAAUUCAAUGUUCAUAUCAAUAAUUCUGAGGAAUAAAAUGUUUUAAAUGAUAUUGAUUUUAAAGAAGAAUAAAUAGGAUUAAAUUCAUUAGUUUAAAAGAUAGAUGAUACUUAAAAUUAAACUAAUAUUGAUAUUAGUUUAGAAAUAUAAAAGAAAAAAGAGAAUCAUAAUAUAAACUAGGCAAUGAAAGAAUAAAUACUAAAUGAUGAUUAAUUAAAAUAAACUGAGAAUAAAGAUGACUCAAAAUAAUUAAUUAAUUAAGAAACCCAACACUAAGAUUUUAAAGAUGAUUUUUAGCCUUACAAAAGUAUUGAUAACAAUUAUACUCUAACUUAAUAAAUUAUUAAUUAAAUAGAUAGUUCAACUCAAAACAAUUUUAUAAAUAAUAAUGAUUAAGAAAUUUAAUCAUCAGUUCAAAAUUUGGAGUAAAUAAUAGAAGAAGAAAAUAAUAACAUCUAAUCAUAAUAAGUUUAAAAACAAAAUGAAGAUCAAAUACAAUAAAAUAUUUAAUAUAUAGAUAUUUAAAAUGAAGAGAAUUAAACUGUAAAGUUUUAAUAAAGUACAGGAUUUUAGGGAGAAUUGUUCACAUCCUAAAUAAUUAAUACACCUUUAUAAGAAUAAGAUUCUUUAGAAUAUUCUCCUGAGAAUUCCCAUGAAAUUUAACCAAUAUAUAUAACAACAUUGAUUGUAAAUGACAUAGAUAUUGAUGUCUAUUAAUUAAAUUUAAAUUUGACAUUUAAGGAUAAGAAUAAUUUAUUAGUAGAGUGUAUUUACAAUAUGCCAAAUACAUUUUAAUAUUCUUUAGAUUUUAUUAAAAAUAAUUUAUAUGUGUAUAUAAUGGAGAAUCACAUAAGGUGUUUAUUAGUUGAUCAUGUUAUUAAAAUUUACAGGUCUGUUAAAAAGUAGAGAUUUAUAAAAUCUGUAUUAUUUUAUUUGAAGUAAAACUUAAUUUUGAUAAGUCUAUAUAAAACAUGUAAUUAUUUAUAUGAAAUUUAGGUUAUAUGAUGUAGAUUCUAAUUUAUAAGAAUGAUAAACUUGAAGAAUAAUUAUCAUUGAGAAAUCUUAACAAAUAAUGUAAAUUAGGUUUGCAAAAACACUUUAUGUCAAUUAGUCCUUAGUUAAUAUUUUGUUAAGGCCAAUAUGAAUAAACGAUAUUAAAUAUAUUAGAGAAGUUAGGUUGCAAAAAUUGA